AUGUCGAAGGCCGUGAAGAAGAAGUCGACAAAGACCAAGUCGAAGUCGCAGUCGUCCGUGCAGCAAACCUUCGACCAGAAGACCAUCCAGGAGUUCAAGGAGUCGUUCGCCAUCAUGGACGGCAACAAGGACGGCGUCAUUGACCGAAACGAUCUCUCCGAUCUCUAUGCCUGCCUGGGCCAGAUUCAGCCCGUUGAGAAGAUUGACAACAUGCUCAAGGAGGCCGCUGGACCCCUGAACUUCACCACCUUCUUGUCGAUGUUCGGCGAGAAGAUGCACGGCAGUGACACCUUCUCCGCACUCGUCGACGCCUUCAAGAUGUUCGACAAGACCGGGACCGGAAAGAUGAAGGAGCAAGACUUGAUGGGCCUGCUGAUGAACAAGCGCGGCAACCCGUUGAGCGACGACGAGUACCAAGCCAUGCUCAAGGGCAAGCCACCAAUUGAUAAGGGAGAGGUUGACUACGUCGCCUUCGCCAAGAUGCUCACCUCGGGAGGAGAAGAGGCC
This is a messenger RNA of Mesorhabditis spiculigera, 507 nucleotides long. The record is from the annotation of a GenBank genome assembly. NCBI's taxonomy places the organism in Eukaryota, Metazoa, Nematoda, Chromadorea, Rhabditida, Rhabditidae.